AUGGCCUCGGAGGCAGUGAAGGUGAUCGUGCGCUGCCGGCCCAUGAACGCCCGUGAGAAAGCUCUUCGCUGCAAGGUGGUUGAGCAGGGCCAGUGCUUCCUGCAGAACCCCGCCGCCGCCGGAGAGCCCCCCAAGCAGUUCACCUUCGAUGGGGCGUACUGCCAGGAGCACAGCACGGAGCUGAUCUACAACGAGAUUGCCUACCCGCUCGUGGAGGGUGUCACCGAAGGCUACAACGGCACCAUAUUUGCCUAUGGCCAGACUGGCAGUGGAAAGUCAUUCACCAUGCAGGGAGUUGUGGAUCCUUCUGCACAGAAAGGCAUAAUUCCCAGAGCAUUUGAACACAUUUUUGAGAGCGUGCAGUGUGCUGAAAAUGCCAAGUUCUUGGUAAGAGCUUCCUACCUGGAGAUUUACAAUGAAGACAUACGAGACCUUCUAGGAGCUGAUACCAAGCAGAAGCUGGAGCUGAAGGAGCACCCAGAGAAGGGGGUGUACGUGAAGGGGCUCUCUCUGCACACUGUGCACAGUGUGGUACAGUGUGAGCAGCUCAUGGAGACAGGCUGGGGCAACCGAGCAGUGGGUUACACCCUCAUGAAUAAGGACUCGUCCCGCUCCCACGCCAUCUUCACUGUCAAUAUGGAGAUCAACACUGUAGAUGAGCGAGGGCAGGACCACCUCAGGGCUGCAAAACUCAAUUUGGUGGAUCUGGCAGGAAGUGAGAGACAGUCAAAAACUGGAGCCACGGGGGAGCGGCUCAAAGAGGCCACCAAAAUCAACCUGUCCCUCUCAGCUCUGGGCAAUGUCAUCUCAGCCCUGGUUGAUGGCAAGUGUAAGCACGUCCCCUAUCGAGACUCCAAACUGACCAGGCUGCUGCAGGACUCCCUUGGGGGAAACACCAAGACCCUGAUGGUCGCGUGCUUAUCUCCAGCUGAUAACAACUAUGACGAGAGCCUCAGUACAUUGCGCUAUGCUAAUCGAGCCAAAAACAUCAAGAACAAGCCCUGUAUCAAUGAGGACCCAAAGGAUACUCUGCUGAGGGAGUAUCAGGAGGAGAUUAAGAAGCUGAAGGCCAUUCUAGCUGAACAGAUGGGCAUGAAUAGCUUGGCAGGGCUUCGAACUGCUGAGACUGCUCACCUGGCAGCGAAGCCACUUCCCCUCCUCAAACCCCAAGUAGAUCUUGAAGCAGAGAAGCAGCUGAUUAGAGAAGAGUACGAGGAGAGACUGGCCCAGCUAAAGGCCAGCUACGAAGCGGAGCAGGUGUCCCGUGCCCGCCUGGAGGAGGACAUCAGUAGCCUGAGGACUCACUAUGAUCUCAAGCUGUCUGCCCUGGAGGAGAACCUCAGGAAGGAAGCAG
Messenger RNA from Nestor notabilis (Kea), 1354 nucleotides. RefSeq names its product kinesin-like protein KIF17. The record is from RefSeq and is a predicted model, not a curated record. Gene Ontology annotation, biological process: microtubule-based movement. NCBI's taxonomy places the organism in Eukaryota, Metazoa, Chordata, Aves, Psittaciformes, Psittacidae. Gene Ontology annotation, molecular function: microtubule motor activity; microtubule binding; ATP binding.